Terrapene triunguis (Three-toed box turtle) is the source of this 867-nucleotide messenger RNA. Its product is annotated as ZAR1-like protein. Gene Ontology annotation, biological process: translation. Gene Ontology annotation, cellular component: cytoplasm. The record is from RefSeq and is a predicted model, not a curated record. The transcript is spliced from 7 exons. Gene Ontology annotation, molecular function: mRNA base-pairing post-transcriptional repressor activity. NCBI's taxonomy places the organism in Eukaryota, Metazoa, Chordata, Testudines, Emydidae.
AUGGCUUCCAUUCCCAUCAGGGGUCAGCAACAUGUCCAUACACAGACACAAGUGUCCAUGGAAUUAUGGUGUGUACCGGGGUAUGGUGGCAUCUUCACAUCCAGCCAAGGCGGGGGCUUGGUGGGCCCCAAACAGAAGCAGCCCAAGUGGAAGCAAAGCAAAGGCAGCAGCAGCCCUUCCCCGGGCGUUCCCACCACUCCCUCCACAGCAGCUGCCCCGGAGCCCACUGACUACCUGGACAGCUACAUGCGGGCGCAGCUCAAGGCGCUGCUGUCCCAAGUGAGCCUGGGCCUCACCCCGCGGCUCCGCAAGGCCAACACCAAGGAGGUGGGGGUGCAGGUGAACCCGCGGGUGGACGCCUCGGUGCAGUGCUCGAUGGGGCUCUGAACGCUGCAGGGCAGCCACCUGCAGAGCCCCUCAGCCCACUUCAGCCAGGCGGGCCCAGCCAUCUGCUCGCCUGGGUUGAACCGGCACCUCUUCACCCUGCCCGAGGCGGCUAGGCCUCAGCCGGAGGAGGAGAAGGGAGCCGCCGCGGGGACAAGAUCUGCCUUCCAGUUCUUGGAACAGAAGUAUGGCUAUUUUCAUUGUAAAGACUGCAAAACCGGAUGGGAGAGUGCAUAUGUGUGGUGCAUUUCUGGAAGUAACAAGGUUUACUUUAAACAACUCUGUCGCAAAUGCCAAAAGAACUUCAAUCCUUAUCGAGUGGAAGCAAUCCAGUGCCAGACUUGCUCAAAGACUCGUUGCUCCUGCCCCCAGAAGAAAAGACACAUUGACCUCAAGAGAUCCCACCGCCAAGAGCUGUGUGGUCGCUGUAAAGGCAAGAGAUUAUUCUGUGACAACACUUACAGUUUUAAGUACAUUGUUUGA